Cylindrotheca closterium is the source of this 1377-nucleotide messenger RNA. The record is from the annotation of a GenBank genome assembly. NCBI's taxonomy places the organism in Eukaryota, Bacillariophyta, Bacillariophyceae, Bacillariales, Bacillariaceae.
AUGGCAAAGAAAAGGAAAAAGAGCAUCAGUCCUCCAAAGAAAGCUGCUGUUAGCAGCAAUCCUUUGUAUGAAAAACAGCAAGCUUUUCUGAAUUCAUUGUCUGAAAGAGAACGAAAUGAGCUCUUUCAUCCUGAAAUUGAAGCGGACCGCCGAGCCAAGCUUUGGAUGGAUCAAGCCGAUCUUGGGGAAGCAUUAGUGAAUCAAUACGCAUGGGCCACACCUAGUCCGCAUGCCUUGAAGAUCCUGAAGGAAUUCUCUCCCAUUGUCGAAGUUGGGUGCGGUGCGAACGCCUACUGGGCUUCUUGUAUGAAAGAGGGAGGCAUUGAUGUCAUUGCUUACGACAUGCAGAUAGACACGGGUGGCAAAAUCAAAGCCAAUAAGAGUGGCAAGAAUGGCAAGGACAAGAGUGGUCGUAAUGCUUCCGAUUCGUUGGUAAAACAAGGUGGACCUGUGUCCUUGAAGAAUCACAAGAAUCGAGCACUAUUCUUGUGUUAUCCCGACGAAGAUGGAGAAGGAAUGGGGGCGCAAUGCUUGGAGCACUAUACUGGAACCCACGUGAUUCAUGUUGGUGAGACCAUACUGGACGCCACUCUCAGCAUGGAUCAGGCUCCAUGGGGAAGGUCCUCUUCCUCCGAGUUUCAGGCCCGACUGGCAGGGGAAUAUCAUUGCAUCCUAAAGGUAGAACUUCCCAGUUGGUUGCAUGUUCGAGACUCCAUUUCGGUUUGGAAACGAUCCGAGACGUCCACCAUUGUCUUUGCGGCUGACAGCGAGGACGACGAUGAAGAGGACGAAGAAAUUGAGUACCGACACAUUCCUUGUAGUGAACGGCUACCUAUCAAUGUCGCAGCACCAUGUUGUGCCCAUCUCUUGCUUCCGUCAUCAACAGCGACGACUGCUGUACCCACAACUGUUGCUGCAAACGAUGCACCAGCAGAGACCAAGCAACGAAAUCGAUCCAGUAGCUCGGAUGGCACCAAAACGAAAAACGGCGAGGACCACAAGAUGAAAACAGCUGAAACAGAACGUAAAGAAGCACCACCAAAAAAUUCUGCUAGAGCUCGAUCGGAAAGCCACGAUUCCUCGAGCUCCUCCAAACAAAAGAGCAAGAAGCGAUCGAGAUCGGACAGUACCGACUCAAAGCGGUCUCGAUCCGAUAGCGUCGAUUCCCAGAAGAAGCGCAAGCGAUCCAAUAGUUCCGACUCUACCUCCAUAAAGGGACGGGAACGUUCGGACAGCACGGACUCGGCCAAGAAGCGUCGCAAGCUGGAAAAGGAACAUCAAAAGAAGAUUGAUGAUCUAUUUGCUGGUGGAUACGACCUGGAACCAGCAACACCUCCUAGGAAACGAUCCAAGGUGGCUUACAAAUCUCCGUGGUAA